Cladocopium goreaui is the source of this 1313-nucleotide messenger RNA. The record is from the annotation of a GenBank genome assembly. Lineage: Eukaryota; Dinophyceae; Suessiales; Symbiodiniaceae.
AUGACAUUGACUUUACGGGCAGCCAUGGCCUUCACAGGGCAGGAGCUACCACCAAUAGAGGUUUCUGGCGGAGAUUCCUUGCGACAACUGCGGGUGAAAGUAGCCGAGGCAUGUGGUGUCGCGCCCCAUUUGGUGAACUUGCUUCGCGAGUCAUGGCCACUCAAGGAGCAGGGGAUUGUCGGAGAAGAACUGGACGAUGGCUGCAUGGUGCAAGUGGCUUUAGCUGUUCCUGGCAAAGAGAUCAUUACUGCCAGCCAGGAUGGAAGCGCACGAGUUUGGAACGCUGAUACCGGUCAUUGCAUGUUUCAUCUGACACCGCCAAGCACCUCCGGAGCUGUGCAUUCAGUGCUCCUCUCUCGGUGCGGAAAGGUUGCGGUCACUGGCAGCGCUGAUGGAUCCAUUCGUAGCUGGUGCCUGGAGGACGGUAGCUCUAAACUACUGGAGGGGCAUUCAAGAGCUGUGGCGCAGAUGCGUUUGUCACCAGACGGCUCAAAGCUGCUGUCAGCCUCUGACGAUUCCACCGUGAGGUGCUGGCACUUGCAGGACGGCCGUUGCUUGUUGGCCUUGGAGCAUCCAGAUGCCUUUGAGCGCGGCGUGCGCUCAGUGGCUUUCGCGCCGGAUGGGAGGUGCUUCGUCGCUGCAGGAGCCAACGGCGUUGUAGUGCAAUACAGCACAGAGACUGGGGAGAUAUUGGCAAGCUUGCAUGGGCACAGUGCAGCUGUGCACACCGUUGUCUUUGCUGCAGAGGGGCGCAGAAUCUUGUCUGCUUCUGACGAUCGAACAGCACGGAUAUGGCACACGGCUCCUGGGAGGCCCUGCAUGAUCCUGGGGGAUCCAGGAAGAUGUCUGUGUCUUCUGUGCGAUCUGCGGGAAAGGGAUGAAGGUGACGGGAGCGGCCCGGCCUUUGCGGCAGCGUUUUCGCCUGAAGGGGAACAGGCCUUAGUGGCGCACUUUGCUCGCUGUGCUCGCCUGUACUGUGCAAGCUCUGGCUACUGUCAUCAUGUCUUUCAUCACAAAGACGCGGUCCUGGCGGUUGACUUCUCCCCGGAUGGACUAUUGGCACUCACUGCUUCAGAUGAUACGACCUGCGCGCUUUGGCGAGUCUCAGAUGGCCAACUAGUUUUCCAGUUGAUGGGCCACAACGCUGGGGUGAACACGGCAUGCUUCUUGCCCGAUGGAACCCAGGUCCUGUCUGCCUCAGAUGAUCGAGAGGCCCGUUUGUGGAGCAUCUCGGGCAACUGCCUUCAAGUCUUUUCUGGGCACCAAAAACGCUUGCAUAGUGCAGACUUUUGCCGCUGAGCACCGCGGUAAAA